Molecule: messenger RNA, 237 nt
Organism: Microthlaspi erraticum
Lineage: Eukaryota; Viridiplantae; Streptophyta; Magnoliopsida; Brassicales; Brassicaceae
Source: the annotation of a GenBank genome assembly
AUGGUGCUGGUUACGUCUGUGCGUGAUUACAUCAACCGGAUGCUUCAGGACACUUCCGGCAUGAAGGUUCUCAUACUCGACUCCGAAACGGUUAGCAAUGUGAGCAUUGUGUAUUCGCAGUCAGAGCUUCUUCCUUGUGGAGAUGAUCGAUUCAAUCGCCGUAUCAAGGGAAUCGAUGUCGCAUCUCAAGGCUGUUUAUUUCAUCCGCCCAAGUUCGGAGAAUACCCAGAAACCUAG